GUUCCUCAUUCCGGAUUCGUAAGCUUCGCCUUUCGAUUUCCAAUGGAGCUGGGAUCUGACCAGGAUGCUACCACCCUCAUCUCGAGGAUUAACCAGACGCGGAAGCUGAAAGUCGGACUAGUGGACUUCGUCAAGGUAGCACAGCUCUUUAACAGCUUGGCUGACGUUGAGGCACGGCUGCUUUUCCUGGAAGCCAUGGCUGCAGACCUCAACCUCAAGCUGAGCCAUGUCAGGUAUCUCUCCGAGUUAGAUCCUGUGCUGCGUGGGGAGGUUGUGGACAGGCUGCUGCCAGCUGUCCCCGAGAUCAACACACUAGGUGGCUUUGACCUCGCAGUCAACUCUGUGCAUCAGAAGGCGUCGCUUUGCAGAGAUCGGGCCGCCAUCGUCAACCUGCUACUCUUCAACCCAGCAUGUGCCGACGGGCGCUAUGAAUUCGAUGUGACGGAGCCUGCACAUCGGAAGAUGCUGGACGAUCUCAUCAUCGUGAACCAUUGGGAGCGCGAUCGAGCAAAGAGGCUGGGGAGGCCAGAUCUGAGCAAGCAUGGAGAUCACGAAUGCAUCAGGAAUUGCUCCGUAAACGGAAUUUACCGCGUUUGGAGGAGCGCCGAUGUGCAGCUUCCACCCAGAGCAGAGAUCAGUUUCGACUACUGCUCCCCAUUCCAUCCGGAGCAAGGAACGCCGAACACACCGGACCGGACCAUUCGUUUGCUGAGACAGGCCCUAGCAACGAUGGACUUCAACCAGAGUCUCAAGGUGAAAGUUCUCCGAUCUAUCGCGCAUAGAUUGGUGCUCACACCACAGCAGUGCGGCUGGCUGUUGGAAGCACUACCAGCUACGGCUCUGGAACUGGACACAGAAAUCCGUGACUCGCCGCGUGUGGAGGCCUUUGUUGUCCUGUACUCUCGGUGCAACAACAUUGCCGAGCUUCUUUCUGAUGAGGAGUCCGGCCUCUACAGCCUGGUACACCUGACACGGGAAGAGGUGCUGACCGUGCGGAAGCGUUUGGGGCGUACACGCACCUGGGAUAUCACUCGAGCUGGGCAGGAGUUCAUCAUCCCACCGCCUGAAGCCGAGUCGGACAUCAACCCAGCCAACGGAAGGAUGGUUCUGAUGACGCGCCGGGCCUCCAACGCAGGGGGAAUUGCAGGAGCAGCUGCAGGUGAGAAGGGCACGAAGCCAAAGAGCCGUACGGAGCGAAUGGCGGAGGCAUCCAUCGACUUUGAGCGGAUGAAGCCUAUCCUACAGGACUACAACAUGCUCGACAAUCCGGUUUCCCUGGGUCAUGCAAAUCGCUACAUGAUGGACCUGGCGCUGCAUGAAGACUGGCACUGCGCGCAAUGCCUGCUCCGAGUAUGCAAGGAAGAGGCUGGCGAAAACAUCGAUGCCCCUUACUGGAGCGAGAAGGCACACCUGGCAGACAAGGGAAGCAAGUGGCUGGUUCCAGACGAAUGGUACAAAGAGAUGCCGAAGGUGGGAAUCUUUGGGAUGACUUUUCUCCAGGGCUUCAACGACCCAGACAUAGACCUACGAUUGAGGCUUGCGAAGGAAUGGCUGGGCUGGUAG
Symbiodinium pilosum is the source of this 1563-nucleotide messenger RNA. NCBI's taxonomy places the organism in Eukaryota, Dinophyceae, Suessiales, Symbiodiniaceae. The record is from the annotation of a GenBank genome assembly.